Messenger RNA from Symbiodinium sp. CCMP2592, 2463 nucleotides. Lineage: Eukaryota; Dinophyceae; Suessiales; Symbiodiniaceae. The record is from the annotation of a GenBank genome assembly.
AUGGCAUGGCUAGUUGGCUCGUCGUAUCACAUCACUCAUGCAGGGGAUGCUUUCACACUCACCCCGACGAGGGGUAUCAGGCAGGGGUGUGUCCUUUCACCACUGAUUUGGACAUGUGUCACGGGAACUAUGGUGCGGGACCUUGUCUCGCGGGGUGUUUCCAUUGCAGACUUGGACCUCUACGCGGACGAUUUCCUGCACCUGGAAACCCUUCAUGACUACGAGGCCUUUGAGCAUGCGCUAAAGCGAAUGGGUGUUAUCAUCCAGUAUUUGCAAGACCAGGGACUACAGGUUAGUAUGGACAAAACUGUGGUGCUCAUGAGGAUUGCGGGCACUCGAUCAUCCAUGGCUAUGGCGAAGAACACCUACAAGCGCAAGGAUCGUGAGGGUAAUGAACAACUGUACAUUAAAAUCCCGACAGAGCAUGCCACCCUCCAUUUGCCGGUUGUUAAGGAGCACAAAUAUAUGGGUAUCAAGGCGACUUAUUAUGGCUUCGAGGACUGCACGCUCAUGCACCGUAUUUCUGCAGCUAAGAAUGCGUACACGCGCCUAAAGCCAUUUCUACGCAGUCGGAAACGAUUGUCGCUGCCAGGGAGGCUACGGAUGUGGUGGACAUGUGUGUGGUCGGCGCUACGCUAUGCGCUUUCCAGUGUCGGGGUCACGGCCUCGGGCGCCACUACGCUCCGGGGGCUCAUUGCUACGCACAUGCGUGCGCUUGCGGUGUCGCCUAGGCACAUUACUGGUGAGACUACGGAAACGCUGUUUGCUAGGCUGGGGGUUGAUGAUCCUGUUCACAUGCUUAAAGCUAUCGCGCGCACGCAAUAUACCAGACUACAGCAGCUCUAUGGGCAGGUGGACCAAGGUGCAGUUACCAAGGACAUGGUUGCGCAGGCGGAGUGGUCUCUUGAGCAGUGGGAUCAACAUGCGGGCAGCGACUCAAGGUCGCACAUGAGAUUGCAGCGACUGAGUGGUGUUGGUGAGGGAGUGCCGUGCCCUCAUUGUGGCCUCUACUUCAUCUCUGAGCUUGCUGUUACAACUCAUAUUGGACACCAACAUGCAGACCUGCAUCGGCAGGUACGGGAGGAAGUGAGCGAGAUGAAGGCUUCGGAUAUGGGUGUUGAUGGUAUGCCCACGUGCCGUUUCUGCUUGAAAAAGUUCCAUGGAUGGCAGACGCUUAAAAGACAUGUCACACUUGGGCGAUGCCCGGCAAUGCACAGUCGGUCAGCUGUGGGUGCCUCAGUCGUUGCAGUGGCGGAUACUGUGGAGGUUGCACAACCGUUGCUCCAACAACACGUGCUGCUACAGCGCCUUGUGGAUCAGCAGCUGAAGCACGAACUCAUAGCAGCAGAAGUGCGACCACAGAUUUUGCAAAAUUGCGGGCUAUGUGGUCAGUGGAUAGCAGAUACUAGGCAGGUUAAGCAGCACAUCAGGCAGAGCCAUCGGGACAUAUGGAAUCAGUUUCAUGCUGAGAUUGAUGACCUUUGUGCUGCAUUUGGUCGUUCCAUCACUGAGAUGGAUUUCUUUCGCCACCUCCUCCCCAACAAGGGCAGCGGGGACACUCAACAAAUGGAAACCGGCGAGCCUGUGGGAACGGACGGAGUCCCCAAAAGGACAACACCAUCGGCGCAGCGUCCGCAGAGACCAACGAAGUGGCAGAAGCAGGGAGCGGGCAAAGGUCAGGGGCAGGGCCGAGGCAACGGGCGACAGCGGGGGCGAAAGGCACAGACAUCGGCACCUUCUUCCGAGCAUUCCACCGAGGACCCGGAGGAGGACUACCCCCCCCAUGUAAUGGAGUUGCUACGGGCCACUGCCAGGUUGGCACUCCGAUUGGAGGAUCAACAAUGCCUGGAUCGGUUGGACAAAGCCUUUCUGAUUCACAUGCGCACGCAGGUGCCGGAGUGUAUGCUGGCCGACAUGUUCAGGAUCAGCGAGAAAUGGAAGGAGGCCAGGGAUGCGGUGCCGCCCAAGGUGGAAUCAUCCCUGCGUGUGAUCUUGUUCAAGAGCUUCAUGGAGGAGUUCAUGUCACGACUUCAGAAGAUCGACCAUGCGGAAGUGAUGCAGGGGUUGAUUGCGCAGGGGUGGCUCUAUCAGGAGGGGACAGAGCACAAGUGGAAAUAUCUCAUGUGGGACGCAACGCAGCAGAAGGAUGUGCCUCAUCCCACGUUGGAUCCCAUUCCACAUGCUCAAAUCGUCCAGGCGGUGCAGACGCUACUCGAUCAUGCGUCGGAUUUGACACUGCACCGCUACCACGCGACCAGGCCGCUUGUGGAGACCUUCAAGGGGCCGUCAGUGUGCUUCAUGCUGGAGGUCAGCCUGCGAGGAGCGCAUGCGCAAAAGAUGUACCAAGCUCUGUCGAGUAUGGCGCAGUGUGCGGCUAUGAAGCUCAUGGGAGCCAAUCUGGUGCGGGAGCGCAUCAAGCGGAGCCCAUUGGCGGUUCUGAUCCAGAAACUGCUUCAACAGUGA